Messenger RNA from Hemicordylus capensis (graceful crag lizard), 2743 nucleotides. RefSeq names its product threonyl-tRNA synthetase 1 (gene TARS1). Gene Ontology annotation, cellular component: cytoplasm. The coding region runs from base 16 to 2412 and encodes 798 amino acids. The transcript has 19 exons. Gene Ontology annotation, biological process: threonyl-tRNA aminoacylation. Gene Ontology annotation, molecular function: threonine-tRNA ligase activity; ATP binding. The record is from RefSeq and is a predicted model, not a curated record. Lineage: Eukaryota; Metazoa; Chordata; Lepidosauria; Squamata; Cordylidae.
GCGCUCGCUUUUUCCAUGCCCGAGGAAGCAGGAGGAGACGAAGCGAGUCCCGCCCCCUUCUCCGCUCCGCCCAGCGGCCGCUUCCCCAAACCACCCGCGUCCUCCUCGCCGGGAAGCGACUACGUUGCCGGGCGUUGCAUCAGCUGCCGGUGGCGCCUGCGUGUUCGCCGCACCUGGGCGAGUUUCCGGGCCGCUCCGGCUGUCAUUGGCGUCUCCUGCGGAGUGAAAGCGGCUCAGCCGGAGUGGCAAGCAAGCAAGCAAGCAAGCAUGGAGGCAGCGGAGCCGCCGCCGCAGCAGAUUGUUGCUAGGGAAGAUAAGAAGAAAGAAGCAGGAAAGAAGAAAAGCAAGGAGGGAACUGGUGAUGGUGGUCGCACAGAGCUGAGUCCCUGGCCUGAAUACAUUAACCAACGGCUAGAAAUGUACCAUAAACUUAAAGCAGAACAUGAUGCACUUUUGGCGGAACGAGCUGCUAAAGAAAGCCAACCCAUUAAAGUUACCUUACCUGAUGGCAAGCAAGUUGAUGCUGAAUCCUGGAAGACGACACCAUACCAAAUUGCCUGUGGCAUCAGUCAAGGAUUGGCUGACAACACCGUUAUUGCUCAGGUGGACAAAGUAGUUUGGGAUCUAGAUCGUCCUUUGGAGGGAGACUGUACCUUGGAACUACUCAAGUUUGAUGACGAAGCAGCACAAGCGGUGUACUGGCAUUCAAGUGCCCAUAUAAUGGGUGAAGCUAUGGAGAGAGUGUAUGGUGGCUGUCUGUGUUAUGGCCCACCAAUAGAGAAUGGAUUUUAUUAUGAUAUGUUCCUUGAAGACGGGGGUGUCUCUAGCAAUGACUUUCCUGCUUUGGAGACGUUGUGCAAGAAAAUUAUGAAGGAGAAGCAACUUUUUGAGCGUCUAGAAGUUAAGAAGGAAACAUUACUUGAAAUGUUUAAGUAUAAUAAGUUUAAGUGCCGGAUCUUGAAUGAAAAGGUCAACACGCCAACUACAACUGUGUACAGGUGUGGCCCUUUGAUAGAUCUUUGCAGGGGACCCCAUGUCAGACAUACUGGUAAAAUAAAGGCAUUAAAAAUACACAAGAAUUCCUCUACAUAUUGGGAAGGAAAGUCUGAUAUGGAAAGCCUGCAGAGGAUUUAUGGCAUUUCAUUUCCAGAUGCAAAAAUGCUGAAAGAAUGGGAAAAGUUCCAAGAGGAAGCGAAGAAUAGAGAUCACAGAAAGAUUGGACGGGAUCAAGAACUAUUUUUCUUCCAUGAACUCAGUCCUGGCAGCUGCUUCUUCUUACCAAAGGGAGCUUACAUCUAUAAUGCACUGAUAGAAUUUAUCCGGUGUGAAUAUCGAAAGCGAGGAUUCCAGGAAGUUGUCUCUCCAAAUAUCUUCAAUAGCAAGCUCUGGAUGACCUCGGGGCACUGGCAGCAUUACAGUGACAACAUGUUUUCGUUUGAAGUUGAAAAAGAGAUUUUUGCUCUGAAGCCCAUGAACUGCCCUGGACAUUGCCUGAUGUUUGAUCACCGGCCGAGAUCCUGGCGGGAGCUGCCACUGCGGCUAGCUGACUUUGGAGUUCUCCACCGCAAUGAGCUGUCUGGGGCGCUUACGGGGCUCACCCGAGUGAGGCGGUUCCAGCAGGAUGAUGCUCACAUAUUCUGCGCCAUGGAGCAGAUUGAAGGGGAAAUAAAGAGCUGUCUGGAGUUCUUGCGUGCUGUGUAUGAUGUGUUUGGAUUUUCCUUCAAACUCAAUCUUUCCACCCGUCCUGAUAAGUACCUUGGAGAUGUUGAAGUGUGGAAUCAAGCUGAAAAGCAACUUGAAAAUAGCCUCAAUGAAUUUGGUGAGAAGUGGGAAUUGAACCCUGGGGACGGAGCUUUCUAUGGGCCUAAGAUUGACAUUCAGAUUAAAGAUGCCAUUGGCCGAUACCACCAGUGUGCUACAAUCCAGCUGGAUUUCCAACUCCCAGUAAGGUUUAAUCUCACAUAUGUAAGUCAUGAUGGUAAUGACAAGAAAAGGCCAGUUAUUAUACACCGUGCUAUCUUGGGAUCUGUGGAGCGGAUGAUCGCUAUCCUGACAGAAAAUUAUGGAGGCAAAUGGCCUCUGUGGCUGUCUCCCCAGCAAGUGAUGGUGGUACCAGUUGGACCAACAUGUGAUGAAUAUGCCCAGAAGGUAAAGCAGCAGUUCCACGAUGUUGGGUUAAUGGUAGACGUCGAUGUGGACCCUGGCUGCACACUGAACAAGAAGAUAAGAAAUGCUCAGCUUGCACAAUGCAACUUUAUUUUGGUUGUUGGUGAAAAGGAAAAGGCGAGUGGAACAGUUAAUAUCCGCACCAGAGACAACAAGGUUCAUGGUGAACACACUGUGGCUGAAACAGUGGAGAGGCUGCUACAGUUGAAACAUUCACGCUGCAAAAAUGCUGAAGAAGAGUUUUAGCUAAGUCCGUGUUAGAUUCGUAUGAGAGCUAGAUUUUUUAUUUCCCUGUAUGAUUAACUGGUGGACAUAUUUGCACUGCUUUAUAUUCAACAAGGGAAAGGGGUUUGUCAAACUAUUCUGUGUUCUUGGAAAUUAAGCAGAGUUCUAGAAGGUCCAUUUUGCAUACAGAGUGCAGUUGUCUUGAUUGCUAAAUGCAGUUUUAUGAUGCUGUAUAAAUUGGGCUCUAGUUACAAUGUAAUGAUCGGGGAUUAAACAGCUGUAGUGACGCCAAUGUGUUCUCCUUUUUAAAGACAGAAAUUUGAAAAUAAAUGCCUUCUGAAUUUCAACAAAA